This is a messenger RNA of Prorocentrum cordatum, 1127 nucleotides long. The record is from the annotation of a GenBank genome assembly. NCBI's taxonomy places the organism in Eukaryota, Dinophyceae, Prorocentrales, Prorocentraceae.
AGCCAUUUUGGUUCCACGGGGUGCCUGUUCAGACCGCUGAUGUUCAAGCCAUGGUGGUGCCAGAUUGCUUUGGAUGCUGGACACCAGGCUGGGAUCACGACAUGGUGAUUCUCAUUUCGAGGCGGCCAUACAGAAUUGUGGAAGGACAAAGCAGUGGAGCGCAGCUUUGCAACUCUUCAGCGAAUCGUAUCGACUACGUUCGUCAGACAGCCCAUGCUACUACAUUGCAACUAUCGGCGCAUGCAGUAAAAGUAGCCAGUGGCAGCGGGCUCUGGCGCUCCUCGGCGAGCUGUGGGCGGCGAUGCUAGAGCCCACCGUCAUCUCGGGUACAACGCUGGAAUCAGCGCGUGUGAGAAGGGCAGGCAGUGGCAGCGGGCUUUGGCGUUGCUCAGCGAGAUGUGGACUUCGAAGUUGGAGCCCAGCGUCACCUUCAGCUACAGCGCUAGUAUCAGCGCGUGCGAGAAGGGCGAGCAGUGGCAGCGGGCCAUGGCGCUGCUCGGCGAGAUGUUGGAGGCCAAGCUGGAGCCUAACGUCAGCCCUAGUCAGCUACAACGCUGGGAUAAGCGCGUGCGGGAAGGGCGAACAGUGGCAGUGGGGUUUGGCGCUGCUCGGCGAGAUGCGGGAGGCGACGUUGCAGCCCAGCGUCAUCUCUCCUACAUGCGCUGGUAUCAGCGCGUGCGAAAAAGGCGAGCAGUGGCAGCGGGCUCUGGUGCUGCUCGGCGAGAUGUGGGAGGCGAAGCUGGAGCCCAACGUGAUUAGCUACAACGCUGGGAUCAGCGCGUGUGCUAAGGGCGAGCAGUGGCAGCGGGCUCUGGCGCUGCUCGGCGAGAUAUCGGAUGCGAAGUUGGAUCCCAGCAUCACCAGCUACAACGCUGGGAUCAGCGCGUGCGAGAAGGGCAAACAGUGGCAGCGGGCUUUGGCGCUGCUCGGCGAGAUGUGGGAGGCGAAGUUUGAGCCCAACGUCGUUAGCUUCAGCGCUGGGAUCAGCGCCUGCGAGAAAGGCGAGCAGUGGCAUCUGGCUUUGGCACUCCUCGGCAAGAUUUGGGAGGCGAGGCUGGAGCCCAACGUCAUUUAUCCUACAGCGCGGGGAUCAGCGCGUGCGAGAAGUGCGAUCAGUGGCAGCGGGC